Molecule: messenger RNA, 5901 nt
Organism: Mycena citricolor
Lineage: Eukaryota; Fungi; Basidiomycota; Agaricomycetes; Agaricales; Mycenaceae
Source: the annotation of a GenBank genome assembly
CUAGGAUGCUGUCAGGUUUCCCAUAUUCAGUACACUUUCUUUCUUCCGUUUCAACACAUGCGUAGCCCGAAUGGCACACCUCUUGUACGCAUUCGCUUGAUCGUACUUAUCGUUCUCGCGAGUUCUAUCACAUUCUAUAUCGGCCAAUUGUCCUCCACUCCUUUAUCCAAACACUCUUUGCCUGAGCCCGAAUGCUUCGUUCCUUCAGAGCGAACUGCGCAUACACACAUGCACGCCAUUCAACCCAUUCAUGUGCCCGUAACCGUUACAAAACUGCAGACCUUGACGACCACCAUCCACUCUCCGCAAGUCACUGUAACAGCCGUGCCGGAAACGGUUGCACCUGUAGAAGAGGACUACGUUUUGGUUAAUGGGGCUCCCACUGCAUCGUUCAAAGAUAACUUGCGUGCCGACGUCAAAUACAUAUUGUCGUUCCCUGGAAGUGGAUUCACUAACGAUGUGAUGCUAUAUAUGAAUCUAAUCUAUCUGUCUAUACUAACGGAGCGCGUCCCGGUCAUCCCUUACUUCGUCCCGACCCAUGUCGGUCAGUCCGAAACGGGUCCUGUUAUUGCUUUCGGGGAUGUGUUCGAUGUGGCGAGAUUGGAGAAGGCCAUUAGGAAACCGAUUCUCGAGUGGGGAGAUAUCAAAGAUCUUGGGAGUACAAAGAUCGACACCUUGGGCUGCUGGAAUGUCUGGGAAGCUGUCUCGCCGGCAAACAAGGGACCACAUUGGACCCUAGCCCCGGAAAGAAUGAAGCUCGACAUCUCGUAUACAACGGCACCCGAAUCGAUCAAGCUGUACCCUGGCAAUCCCCAGAGUACAGAUAUGCGAUUCGCUUCUCUCAUGUCGCUCGGGUUUCCCGAACAACGCAAUGAACAUCUGACCACGCCGGUCAGGUCACCUCUGUUGCAUGCCUCACUCCCGCCGGAUGAGCAGCUGUUAUGUUUUGAUAAUCUUUAUUGGGCAACCAAUCUCGAGCCUCACGAAAUGGAACACGAUUACAGCACUGCUUGGAGAUUCGUCGGGCGGCAUCUUCACUGGAACCCUCGCAUUGAAGCCCUCGCAGCCCGAUAUGUCAGGCGGACAUUAGGUCUUGCGCGUGCAAGGCCGAUUCCUCCGUACAUCUCGGUUCAUGCGAGACGGGGGGACUUUGUCAAUUGGUGCGAGGUGCCCGAUCGGGAGGACUGCUUCGCGCCGGUCUCUGUAAUUGCCCGUCGCGUUGCCGAGAUUCGGCAACGGCUUUGGCGGACGAAGGGGAUCGAGGUACAACACGUGAUCAUGACCAGCGACGAGACCGACGAAUCCUGGUGGCGCCAGGUACAGGCUCAAGGCUGGGACCGUGUCGAUCACUCGUGGACCAGUGAAAUACAUGGAGCUUGGUUCCCCGUAUUCAUUGAUGCAGCUAUCCAGUCUGCGAGCACAGGUUUUGUUGGCACAGAUCGUUCGACCGUCUCUUUGCUUUCUGCUCAUCGGGUUAGAGAGUGGCAAGGCGGCCCCACUCAAAUGUUUCGCUGGGGAAAGCCCGGGGCGGACGACCACGAAGAUAUCUGAUUAUGUAUGCUUUGUUAUCUUGUAACUCCUUACUUGACCAUCUGAUCUCAAUCAAUCAAUCCUGGCUUCCGCUCUCCAAGCAUCUUCGAAUCAAGGAAAAGGAGCGCUCUCUGGCGGCGACUGCAAUUACGUGGCGAAUAAAAUCCCAAUUCCACCGGAUAUCAGUGCUCAAGAUCACCUGGACACUGUCGACAUUCAAAUACUCACUGCCCGCCGAUCCCUCUGAUCCGGGUCCGACUCUUCAUUGGGCACCGCGCGCGCGGCCCGGGACUCGGUCAUUCCUGUCUUCAACAUGUCCCCAACUGCCUUCCGCCUCGUCGUUACCGCACUCGUUGCCAACCCGAGCGGCGGAAGUAAACCUGACGUCCUAAAUUACGUUUAGAGUAACAACCAAGAAUUCGAUCUGGAAUCGAGGGUAGUUGCUUAAAAUCAAACCCAAUCGCAGCCAGUGCCGGAUAUGACCACAGUUUCUCGCCGUUGACAAUAGCGUGAACCUAUUUCUCCCUCCCAUUUCCUCCUCAUUUCCUCCUCUGUCUCCUCCCCCCCCACAUUCUUUUGAAAUCUUCGGCGAUGACGACUCUCAACAUGGUGCAGGACAGGAUGUUGGGAGCUUUGCUCAUCGGCACCUAUGUCAAUUCAUUCCUCUAUAUUCUCGCGUUCGUUGAGACGGUCAAGUAUUUCCGAUAUUUCAAGCAAGACGGAUUGUUUGUCAGAGUGUGUGUUCUGCUGGCUCUAGCGGCCGACACGCUAGCAACUGCUGCGACCGAUGGGAUGGUAUACCUUAACUUGGUAACGCAUUGGGGCGACGAGACUUUCCUAUCCAACCGCCUGUUGAUUGUUCCGGUGUUCGUGAUUCUUACCACUGUCUCGGGCACGGUCUCGCGAGCUCACCUCGGUGUCCGCUACUUGCGACUCACUAAGAAUCGCUUUCCAUUCCUUUUGAUUGUACUUUCGACUAUUGCCUCGAUCGUCGGAACAGUGCUUCUUGCACACGCUCUCAUAGCACAACGUAUCACUGAAUCUUUAUUCGUGUUCAGCGACCAUCAUUUCCAAACUCUUUUUUGGUUGGCCGUUUCCCUUGCCGCGGAUGUCUUGGUCGCUCUCGCAUCUCUCGUCUCUCGCCAUUUUUCGCGAAACAUGGGAUUCCCACGUUUUUGUUCCCUGUUGCUCCGAUCUGGCGUCGCUGGCGUAGCAUUUUCACUUGCCGCGUUAAUUCUAUUCGUGGUUGACAAAGACCAUAGAAAUUUAUCGUUUGCCGUCACAAUCUCGCUUGGACGAGUGUACUCUCAUGCCAUGCUUCGAAACUUGAAUGCGCGAGAUCCCAAUGUCGAGAAUCGACCCAAGAGUCUUCCUCACGUCAUCGAAAUCGCCAGUUAUCCAUUCAUGCCUAGUUCGCCUGCUACUUUAGAGGCCGCAUUGACCACCCCGUUGUCGUCGCGUCCGAAGAUCCACAUCAAGGCAAGCGAUCUGAAAAACAUCAAAACUGAGGACCUGAAAACGAUGAUUUCGACGCCUGUGUACAUGGAGGAUCCCAGCCCGAAAAACCUCAUCGCCGAGGCCAAGCGACUGAAACAGGAACGGGUAAACCAGUUGGGAAGGUCUCCUACGAUAAAAACAGGAAUCACUGCCAAGAGUUCCUUUUUGGACAGUCUGUAGUCACCAAUAUCCAUUUGUUGUAACAUCAUCCAUGAGGAAUUCACAGCGUCACCAAACGCGGCCCAGCUGAUUUCACGUGACCGCGUUUCUCCAUUGACUGUCAACCUUCAACAUUUUAUUCGGUCAUUGCCAGUCGAUGGUAUCAUCCGGAUACCCGCCUUCUCGCCUUGCGUGAAUCUUCAAAGGAAACUACAAUAGAGUCGACCUGCCAUCUACUCUCAAGCAUAUCGCGUCAUAUGACGCGAUAGGGUGUUCUCACCGUCUUCUCUUCGCCAACUGCCAUGUCCAACUUCACUACUGUACCUAUUCUCGACUACUCUCAAACUCUAUCGCCAGAACUUAAACCUAAGUUUCUGCUGGAACUACAGCAUGCCCUGAUCAAUGUCGGCUUCCUCUACCUUUCUAAUUCUCUCGUCGAUACCGAAGCCAUCCUGCCCUUCGUCCCCAAGCUGUUCUCCCUGCCGCAGGAAGAAAAGGACCGGAUCGCGAUGGUGAACAGCAAGCACUUCCUUGGCUACAACAAGCUCGGAUCGGAGUUCACGAAGGGACGGACUGACUGGAGGGAGCAGUUUGAUAUUGCGACGCCGCAUGAGUGUCGAGCGGUCGAGGGGAGAGGUGACCCCGAUUAUUGGAGUCUAUGGGGUCCUUCUCAGUGGCCAGAUGAGACACUCAUUCCAGGAUUUAAAGAUGCGAUGGAACGCUAUCUGCUCCAGGUGCAAGAUCUCAGUUAUGCGUUCAGCCGGCUUCUAUCAGAAGCGCUGGGACUCCCAGCAGACGCGCUCGAUCAGUUCUACGACGUGCCCAAGCUGAUGCAGCACCGAGGCAAGAUCGUAGCCUAUCCACAAACUGAGCACGAAUCACAGGGUGUCGGGCCACAUUACGAUGCUGGAUUCCUUACUUUCCUUCUCCAAGUCUCUGACCAUCGAGGCCUGCAGGUGCAGAAUCUCGCAGGAGAGUGGAUUGAUGUGCCGCCUAUUCCAGGCACCUUUGUUGUCAACAUCGGUCGCGGUGAGCAUGCACGGCUACUAAUGGCUCGAGCUGACGCAAGGAUGCCCCUUGCCAAGCACUCGAAUUUGCGACCCAGGGACUCGCUCGAGCUACCUCCCACCGCGUGAUCUCACCCGUCGGCGGAACCGGUCCUCGGUACUCCGUGCCGUUCUUCCAGAACAUAGGUCUCGACACACGUAUCACAGAACACGUGCUCACAUUUCCGCCUGAAGUUCUGGCUUUGCGAGACUCCCGUGGGACGCUCCUGGCUACUGAUUCGGUCAACUUCACUGAGUUUGACCGGGAACCAUCGGGACGAGUCAAUCUUAUUGGGCGGGUCAAAAGCCAUCCUGAUGUGGCGGAACGGCAUUACCCGGCCCUUUUCAAGGAGGUAUUCCCUUAUGGGGUGCCGCCUCUGCAGCAAGUCAGCGCAUAUUGACCAAGGUGUCCGGAUUACUGCAUGGCAUUCGAAAUCUAGGUAAUAGCUAGGUAGAUGAUAGAACGAAAUACGGCGUGAAAAUAUAUACCGUGGUUGGACAUUGACUGUCCGCAAAGUGCCAGCUUCAUUCAGGUGAUGGGGAAUUCGACACCGACGUCUCGUACCCGGAGGACAGAAGCGGAUGGAUGGAUGGUACUACACGGGUUGUUUGCUGCUGUUGCUGCUGGGAGAAUACAGGGUCAGCAUGGGGCUUCGGCGUUGGCGUGCUGGUCACGAGUGACGACGAGCGAGAAUGCUGCGAGACGACUCGUGUCCAAGUCGGCGACGGAGGCUUCGGCCCGGACGGAACCGCUGCAGGCACAGGGGUAUGUUCUCGACUGGAUAUUGGUGGGUGGUUUGUGGGGAAUACAUCUGGAGGACCUCCAAUUCCUAUGAUGUUGCUGUUCAUCAGAAAUGUAGGGAACUGGGCAUGGGGCGAAGGGUAUAUAUUCGGUUGUGGACUGGAAUGGGGGCUGGGCCGCGGGGAAGUCUGGUAGAGCACGGCGUGCGGUGUUUCGAAUGACAUCCGCGGUGGGCCAGACGAAGAUCGGCGCGAAGCUACCGGAUUAUUGCUCCAUGCUGGAGGUGGCAAUGUUGGUCGUUCACGGUGAUUGCGGCCGCGAUUCCGCCCAGGCACAAUGUGUAUAGGUUCGACAUCGAGAUGCUGGGACGAAUACCAGGACGGCCGGCGCAUGGAAGGUCCCUCAUCGUCACGGAUCGCAACGCCCUCGGUGAAGGACCGCACUGAAACGACAUCACUUCCCGGGUCACUGGCACUGUCUGUAAAGACUUCGCUAGUUCCUUCGGAAGCACUCUCGCUGUUGGUUUCUGAAAUUUGCCGUGCUCCGGUCGAGCUCGUUGCCAAUUCCAGGCCGUGCCCAAGAUUCGAUUCGAACUGAGCGUGUGCAUCUUUGGACGCAUUUGCUGGCGGUGGACUCGUCCAUUUGCUUCGCCGCGGUGCCAUGUGUGCGGAAGGGGGCGGGGGGCCAAGUGUUGUGUUGCUGGCAGUCGUGCUGGCGGAGGUGACGAUUGGCCCGGACAGUGCUUUGGCCCGCCCAUUGCUGCUGCCCACAGAGUACGGGGUCUGAGGCGGAGGUCUCUGCACAUUGAAAGACGGUGGAGCGGAAACGAGGUCUUCGUCAACUCGUUCUGCGCACAAGUCGGCCAAGGCAAUGACGGCACGCUCCGGACGGCCGGCCAAUAUCCGAGAUGCUCUCAUGAAUUCACCG